GUCGAGGUCACCAUUCCCUGGUUCUAUGUGAUUCCUAAACCCUCCUCGUCACCGCUCGAGUUGGUGUCCCUCCCAUGGACGCGGACGCGGACGCGGACGCGGACGCAUCCCCAUCGCGGCCCUAAGGAGGAGGAAAGGAUACCUCCUCGGUUCUUCCUACGCAUGGCGGUCGCCUUCGUCCGAACCAUCUCGAGAAGAAGCCGCAGAUCUAUUCUUUCUCUCAGUUUCCACCUCUCGAAUCCUCGACCUUUUCCCCCCGCUUCUCCCAUCGCGCUGACCCCGAAGAACUAUUCAGGACCUGCCUUUGCCCCCUUCUGCGGAUUCCUCCAACCUCCGGCGCCGUGUCUUCGCUGCCCGCACCGUGGUCUAUGUGGAAUACCGCGCUCUAACGAUGACCUCAAAGUCGCUCCCUUGGCGCCCCCGGGUGACCCGCCGAAGAAAAAGGGCAAGAGCGCGAAGAAGAAAUCCCGGGUGGAUUUCACCAAGGUCGAUCCGACGCUGCUCCCAACUGUGAUCCUCGUCGGCCGGCCCAACGUCGGCAAGUCCGCCCUCUUCAACCGCUUGAUUCGGAGGAGGGAGGCCCUUGUUUACAACACUCCCGAUGAUCAUGUCACCCGAGACAUAAGAGAGGGCAUAGCCAAGUUGGGGGAUUUGAGAUUCCGUGUGUUGGAUUCGGCUGGGUUGGAGACGGCAGCGACUUCAGGUAGUAUUCUUCAUAGGACGACUGAGAUGACUGGGAACGUACUCGCGAGGACAAAAUUCGCAAUCUUUUUGAUAGAUGUGAGGGAUGGAUUGCAGCCGCUUGAUAUGGAAGUAGGAAAGUGGUUGCGGAAGCAUGGGCAUGGUAUUCAUACCAUUGUGGCCAUGAAUAAAUCCGAGUCACUUGAUGAACAAGGAUUGCUUACUGCAGAGGCCGGUCAAGCAUACACUUUAGGCUUCGGUGAUCCAAUUGCCAUAUCUGCGGAGACAGGUUUCGGGAUGGCUGAGCUAUAUGAAACUCUCUGUCCAUUGUUGGAGGAUUAUAUGCUUCAACUUCCCAGCGAUAAUCAUGCCCGAGAUGUUAUUUCAUCAGACGCAGAGGAGAACGGGGACUGCAAGUCACCUUUGCAACUUGCAAUUGUUGGACGGCCCAAUGUUGGAAAGUCUACCCUGCUAAAUGCAUUGUUACAAGAAGAGAGAGUUUUGGUUGGACCAGAGGCUGGUUUGACAAGGGAUUCAAUCAGAGCUCAUUUCAGAUUUGAAGAGCGAACUGUAUUUUUGGUUGACACUGCUGGUUGGUUACAGAGAUCAGGGAAAGAAAAGGGACCUGCCUCCUUGAGUGUUAUGCAAACAAGAAAAAAUCUUAUGAGGGCUCAUGUAAUAGCUGUAGUACUAGAUGCAGAGGAGAUUGCAAAAGCUAAGACCAGCAUGAAACAUUCUGAAGUUGUUAUUGCUCGCCAAGCAGUAGAAGAAGGCCGUGCUCUGGUUGUGAUUGUUAACAAGAUGGACUUGCUUAGGGGGAAACACAACUCAAUAUUGCGUGAGAAAGUCAUAAAGGCUGUUCCACAAGAAAUCCAGACAGUCCUACCACAGGUUACGGGAAUACCAGUGGUAUUUGUUUCAGCACUGGAGGGAAGGGGAAGGGUGGCUAUCAUGCGUCAGGUAGUGGACACAUAUCAAAAGUGGUGUUUAAGAUUACCCACAGCACGCCUUAAUCGCUGGUUGCGUAAGGUGAUGAGUCGGCACUCCUGGAAAGAUCAAGCAACCCAACCUAAGAUCAAGUACUUCACUCAGGUCAAGGCUCGCCCACCAACAUUUGUUGCAUUUUUGAGUGGGAAAACACACCUCGCAGACACAGAUAUUAGAUUUUUGACCAAGUCUCUGAAGGAGGAUUUUGAUCUUGGUGGGAUCCCAAUACGCAUCACACAACAUUCCGUCCCCAGAAAAGCAGAACUCAGCAAGAAGAGCAAGAAGCCAUCCACAAGGAUGAAUGCGAGAAUUUUAUCAGAAAAAAGAGUUGCUUCGACAGAACUUGUUUCUUCUUGAUGGGCUUUCUUCAAAGUCAACCAAAUGGAACCGGUCUGCCACUCAUGGACAACGUGUGAUUCUUAGCAAGAGAGAUAAUAUCAGUGCUUUGUCUAGCAUUUUUGUGAUCAAAAGAAUCCAUAGAUGACCGACCAUCUGGUGUUGCGUUGCCUAGGCUUCCUUCCAGGAUCUUCAAGCUCUAAGAAAGGGCUGGAUGCUUUUGAAGUCCAAGACGAACCGAUUCUUAAUGUCACAACAAGGUAUAUGGACCGACUUCCAAGUGUUUCUAAGAAUUCAGGUAAACCUGAAUCAUAAGUAUUUAGGUAAUACCAUCAUUCUUAGACUGGUGGUGCAUAGGCACUUGCAUUCUGUGGAGCCUUCUUUGGAUGUUAUUCUAUGCACACAGAUGAAAGUAGUAUCCUUUCUGAUAUCGGAAAGGAUGCCCAAAAUUUUACUGUCUUGCUGUUUAUGGAGAUUUUAAUCUAUAUAGCUGAUGUUGCAAAGAUUCAGUUUGGUUUAUAUGGAUGUCUGUAAUCUUUGAGUUUUUAUAAUAUCCUUUCCGAUGUCAGAAAGGAUGCCCAAGAUUUUACUGUUUUGCUGUUUAUGGAGAUUUAAAUCUAUAUGAAUGAUGUUGAAAAGAUUCA
Messenger RNA from Musa acuminata subsp. malaccensis (wild Malaysian banana), 2648 nucleotides. The record is from RefSeq and is a predicted model, not a curated record. NCBI's taxonomy places the organism in Eukaryota, Viridiplantae, Streptophyta, Magnoliopsida, Zingiberales, Musaceae.